AGUGCCAAAGCGCCAUCAAUACGACCCCGCUUAAUUUGUCUAUAAAUCCCUCACGGCCAAAUAAGCCCCCUGUUUGAUUGUUUGCCGCAAGCAAAGCAAACAAGAGAAGAGAAGACAAAGCUCGCCUUGCACAGGAAGCUAAUAAUACCGCCGCGCCGACCACCCAAGACGAAGAGAGAGGAGGAAGACGAAGAUGGUGAAGGUGCGCAUGAACACGGCCGAUGUGGCCGCCGAAGUCAAGUGCUUGCGGAGGCUCAUCGGCAUGCGCUGUGCCAAUGUCUACGAUCUCUCUCCAAAGACCUAUAUGUUGAAGCUUAUGAACAGUAGCGGUGUCACCGAGUCCGGCGAGAGCGAGAAAGUCUUUUUGUUGAUGGAGAGUGGCGUCAGAUUGCACACUACUGCAUAUGUUCGGGACAAAAGCAAUACUCCCUCUGGAUUUACACUGAAAUUGAGGAAGCAUAUACGCACAAGAAGGCUUGAGGAUGUGCGGCAGCUUGGAUAUGAUAGGAUUGUUCUCUUUCAAUUUGGGCUGGGUGCUAACGCCUACUAUGUCAUAUUGGAGCUAUAUGCCCAAGGAAAUGUUAUUCUCGCAGAUUCUGAUUUUAUGGUCAUGACUCUUCUGCGCUCGCAUAGGGAUGAUGAUAAAGGGGUUGCGAUCAUGUCACGCCAUCGUUAUCCAAUUGAAAUUUGUCGAGUUUUCGAGCGAACUACUGCGGCAAAGUUGCAGGAAACCCUUACGUUUUCUAAGGAACCUGAUAACAAUGAAUCUGUUAAGGAUCAAGAAGGUGCAAAUAAUGUGUCUGAUGCACCGAAAGAGAAAAAAGGUAGUCGUAAAGGUGGGAAGCCUGCCGAGUCAAGUAAAAAUACUGGUGAUGCUAAAGCCAAACAGGUCACCUUGAAGAAUGUUCUUGGGGAGGCAUUAGGCUAUGGACCUGCUCUUUCUGAGCAUAUUAUAUUAGAUGCUGGCCUCAUUCCAAAUACAAAACUUUGUAACGAGAACAAGUUAGAUGAUGAUACAAUUCAGCUUUUGGUCGAAGCUGUUGCAAAGUUUGAGGACUGGCUGCAUGAUGUUAUAUCUGGUGAUAAAAUUCCUGAAGGGUACAUUUUGAUGCAGAACAAAAAUUCAGGGAAGAGUAAUCCCCCAUCUGAACCAGGAAGUUCUGGCCAGAUAUAUGAUGAAUUCUGCCCCAUAUUAUUGAACCAAUUCAAAUCAAGGGAUUAUGUGGAGUUUGAAACGUUUGAUGCUUCUUUGGAUGAGUUUUAUAGCAAAAUUGAGAGCCAAAGGUCAGAACAACAGCAAAAGGCGAAAGAGAGCUCUGCCACCCAGAAGCUCAACAAAAUACGCGUGGAUCAGGAAAAUCGUGUUCAUAUGCUAAGGAAAGAAGUUGAUCAUUGCGUUAAUAUGGCGGAAUUGAUAGAAUAUAAUCUAGAUGAUGUGGAUGCUGCUAUAAUAGCAGUUCGUGUAGCUCUAGCAAAGGGCACGAGUUGGGAGGAUAUUGCUAGAACGGUGAAGGAGGAGAAGAAAUCUGGAAACCCUGUUGCUGCCAUCAUUGAAAAGCUUCAGCUUGAAAGGAAUUGCAUGACAUUACUGCUGAGCAACAAUCUUGAUGAAAUGGAUGAUGAUGAGAAGACUCUCCCUGCAGAUAAGGUGGAAGUUGAUUUAGCACUUUCAGCACAUGCCAAUGCUCGGCGGUGGUAUGAACUAAAGAAAAAACAGGAGAACAAACAGGAGAAGACUGUAACAGCACAUGAAAAAGCAUUUAAAGCUGCCGAGAGAAAGACUCGUCUCCAGUUGUCACAGGAAAAAGCUGUUGCUACCAUUUCACAUAUGCGCAAGGUUCACUGGUUUGAAAAAUUUAACUGGUUUAUCAGCAGUGAAAACUAUUUGGUUAUCAGUGGACGUGAUGCUCAACAAAAUGAGAUGAUAGUCAAGCGUUAUAUGUCAAAAGGAGAUCUGUAUGUCCACGCAGAGUUGCAUGGGGCUUCUAGUACGGUGAUAAAGAACCACAGGCCAGAACAACCAGUGCCUCCACUUACUUUAAACCAAGCUGGAUGCUUCACAGUUUGCCACAGCCAGGCAUGGGAUUCAAAGAUUGUCACUAGUGCUUGGUGGGUUCAUCCUCACCAGGUCAGUAAAACUGCUCCUACAGGGGAGUAUCUGACAGUUGGGAGUUUCAUGAUUCGUGGGAGGAAGAACUUUCUUCCCCCACACCCUCUAAUUAUGGGCUUUGGGUUGUUGUUCCGGUUGGAUGAGAGCUCCUUGGGUUCACAUCUGAAUGAGAGGAGGGUAAGAGGUGAGGAGGAAGGGACGAAUGAUGUUGAUGAAAGUGGGCCUCUAAAAGAGGUAUCUGAUUCUGAGUCGGAGAAGGAAGUUGCAGACGAAAAACUUGCAGAAGAAUCAAAAAUCACUCGUGAUUCAGCUAUACCUAUCCAACAACCAGAUCCGAAAGACCUAUCUGAGGUUAUGUCCUCUCAGAAUGGAUUAACUACAACCAUUGAUAAAGCAAAAGACUCACAUGAAAUUUCCAGGAAGGACGGGACCUUAAAUGAUUCUGAUCAGAAAAAUGUAGUUAAUGUUGCUGUAAACGGUGUUGCAUCUGUCACCCCACAACUUGAGGAUCUCAUUGAUAGAGCUCUUGGGCUUGGAUCGGCAGCUAUGUCCGUUAAGAAUUAUAGUGUUGAACCCUCUCCAGUUGAUUUGGUAGUGGAACAUAAUGUUGAAGAGAAUCAGGCUGCAGUAAGAGAGAAACCUCAUAUCUCAAAAGCUGAAAGAAGAAAGCUCAAGAAAGGCCAGACCAGUAGUGUUUCUGAAGAACAUGCUAAGCUGCAAAACGAAAAAUUGAAACACAAUGUUUCUGCAAGUCUGCCUGAAAAGGAAGUUCAUGAUAAGAAGCCAGGUGGUGGAAAAGUUGGUCGUGGACAGAAGGGUAAACUCAAGAAGAUGAAAGAGAAGUAUGCUGAUCAGGAUGAGGAAGAAAGAAGGAUCCGUAUGGCUUUACUAGCUUCUGCUGGAAGAGUACAGAAGAAUGGAGAGCCUCAAAAUGAAAAUUCAGCUCCAGCUGAAGAUAAGAAACCCGGUCCUGAGGAUGCUCCAAAAAUAUGUUAUAGAUGUAAAAAGCCAGGUCAUCUGUCCCGGGAUUGCCAAGAACAUCAAGAUGAUUCAUUACAUAGUCAUGCAAAUGUUGAAGAUGACCCUCUGGAUUUGGAUAAAUCUGCUUCUGAACUAGACAAGGUGACAAUUGAGGAGGAUGAUAUUCAUGAGAUCGGUGAAGAAGAAAAAGAGAAAUUAAAUGAUGUGGAUUACUUGACUGGCAAUCCACUGCCCAGUGAUAUUCUGUUAUAUGCGGUCCCUGUCUGUGGUCCUUAUAGCUCAGUCCAAUCUUACAAAUAUCGUGUGAAGAUAACUCCUGGCUCUGUGAAGAGAGGGAAAGCUGCAAAAACUGCCAUGAACUUGUUUAGUCACAUGACGGAAGCAACAGUUAGAGAGAAAGAGUUGAUGAAAGCAUGCACUGAUCCUGAGCUGGUUGCUGCAAUUAUUGGCAAUGUGAAGAUAACAUCUGCCGGCCUCACUCAAUUGAAGCAGAAGCAAAAGAAAGUCAAGAAGAGCAACAGCAAAGCUGGAAGCUAGACAGCUUAGUGCUGCGUCAAGUUUUGUAAAGACUGACAACACUAGUUUUCUCUGUUUGGAGGCUGUCUCCAAUAUGUUACUUAGUAUAAUCUUUACUGUAAAAAAGCAGCUAUCGACAUAAUCCUGUUAGGCAACUUGAAUGUAAGAGCAUUUUUACGUGUUAGAGAAAAAGACUGAUAUCAAUUAUCAAGGCUGUUUCCAUAGAAAUGGAGCCUCUCCUUA
Molecule: messenger RNA, 3850 nt
Organism: Prunus avium (sweet cherry)
Lineage: Eukaryota; Viridiplantae; Streptophyta; Magnoliopsida; Rosales; Rosaceae
Product: zinc knuckle (CCHC-type) family protein
Biological process (GO): rescue of stalled cytosolic ribosome; ribosome-associated ubiquitin-dependent protein catabolic process
Cellular component (GO): RQC complex
Molecular function (GO): tRNA binding; zinc ion binding; ribosomal large subunit binding
Source: RefSeq, a predicted model, not a curated record